CCGCCCCGCGCCGCGCCGCGCUCCCCCCAAGAUGGCGGCGCCCUUGGCGCUGCAGCUGCGGGAGCUGCUGGACCCCCGGCCCGCCCCGCGGGACCCCGAGGAUGAUGCGGAGGAAGCUACAGUUGCUAAAGUGAUUGACAGAUUUGAGGAUGAAGCCGCGGAUGACAUUUUGCCUGUGGGUAAUAUCAGGAAAAGAGCCUCAGCCUCUCUCCUGGAAGCUGAUAAGAGGUACAGUGGAAAAGCCACAUCUCGGAAAGCUCUGCAGGAGGAGCUCUGGGGAGAUGCUGUGUCUGAGGAAGGAUCUGCUGAAGAAGCACUGGAUGACUGGUACAGUGGCAGUGAAGGCUCAGAAGAGGAGGACAGCGUUGGCCCUGAGGGCAGGGAGAAGCCUGGCAGUGCUGGCAGUGAGCAGGAGGAUGAGCUGGAGGAUGAUGAAGAGGCCAAGGCCCCAAAGUUCAGCUCCCAGAAUAUCACAGACUUUGAGAAGUUUACAGAGGGCAUGGACGAUGCAGGGAGCAGUGAAGGCGAGGAUGGAGACGAGGAUGAGGGUGAAGAUGAUGCUGACAUGGAAGAAGGAAGUGAGGAGGAGGAGGAGGAGGAAUUUGGGAGUGAAAACCACGAUGAUGGAAAAGAAGCCAAAGACAGUGAAGAUGAUGGGGCAGUGCUGACCUUCUCCAGAGGACAGGAGUCUGAAGAGGUGGAGAAGGGCAAAGCUGUGAGGAACCAGCUAGCCCUGUGGGAUCAGCUGAUGGAAGGGAGGAUCAAGAUGCAGAAGGUGCUCCUGACAGCCAACAGGCUGCCCCAGCCAGACACCUACCCCAGGUUCAGGGAGGAGGGGGGACAGGACUUUGACCACGCUGUGGAGAACUGUUGUAAAGCCCUGGAGGCCUUGCUGAAAGUGCUGGUGGAACUUCAGGAUGAGCUGCUUUAUCAGUACCCAGGCACGAGGCACCUGGUGGAUGGAAAGCAAGCAAAAACUGAGAGCGAGGAUGAAAUCCUGAGCAGCAGCGAUGAGGAGCCGGUGGAGAAGGCUCAGGAGAAGAGGAGGAGCCUUCCCAAAAGGAAGCUGAAGUUUGAGGAGUACCCUGAGUUCAUAGCCAAGCGCUACAGGGACUUCAGGAGCUACAGGAACAGCACCCUGCAGAAGUGGCACGACAAGACCAAGCUGGCAACUGGCAAAAUGGGCAAGGGCUUCGGAGCCUUGGAGCGCUCGGUGCUGGCGCAGAUCGAGCACGUGCUGCUGGACAGGGAGCGACUGCUGCGGCGCACGCAGACCCGCCGCUCCCUCUACAGCGUGCUGGGCAAGCAGGAGCAGCAGCCUGCCCCAGCCCCUCAGCCUGGGCCUGGCAACUCGGAAGUCCUCCCUCCCUCAGACUCCAACAGGCACCUGAAGGACAUUGAUGAGGAGAUCUUUGAUGAUGAUGACUUUUAUCACCAGCUCCUGCGAGAGCUGAUCGAGCGGAAGACCACGGCCCUGGACCCCAACGACCAGGUGGCCAUGGGCAGGCAGUGGUUGGCCAUCCAGAAGUUACGGAGCAAAAUAAAGAAGAAAGUGGACAGAAAAGCCAGCAAAGGCAGGAGAAUCCGGUACCACGUCCACAGCAAGCUGGUGAGCUUCAUGGCACCUAUUGACCUGUGCACAAUGAAUGAUGAUGCCAGAACGGAGCUGUACCGGUCGCUGUUUGGAAAAGUCACGAAGGGAGAAGAACCAGAGCAGGAUUAGGAGCUGGGAUGGAGCUCCUGGUGCUCUCCCAGCUGCUCCUGCCCUCAGGCUGCCCAGCAGCAGAGCCAGCUCUCUCCAGCCUCUGGUUUGUCCCCAGAAUCCUCCCUGAAGGAGCCCCAAACCCUGCUAAACCAGAGGGAAGAGUGAGCCUGGAACGCUUCCUCCCAAAGAAAAUCCAUUUUUAACUACUCCCUUUAAAUUCCUGACCUUGAUGUUGCAGCCUGGGCACGGUGUGGGGGGAGGAACACAAUCCAGCCCCCCUGCAGCUGGGUCCCCCACAGCUGUGCUAAAACCUUGGGGAUUUGGGGGCUGGGGGGGUUCAGCGCCCUGCUCUGGUGCUUGGCUGCAUAUUGACUUCAUUCCUCACCAGUGCAGGGGAUUUAAAUGUCAUUUCCAUAAUUAACGUGGCCUUAAAACAGAGGGAAGGUGCUCCCGUGCAGGCACCAGAGCUCCCAGUGCCCGUCCUGGCUGCUGAGCACACACUGAAGGGGCCCUUGGGGCUGGCCCAGCUUGGUGCUGCCCUCAGCUGUGCCACCCCUCCUGUGUGACACCUGUGGCACCUGUGCCACCCCUCCCGUGUGACUCCGGUGUCCUCUGUGCCUCCUGUGUCACCUGUGCCACCUCUCCCGUGUGAUUCCUGUGUCCUCUGUGCCACCUGUGUCACCUGUGCCACCCCUGUGUGCCACCUGUGCCACCCCUCCCGUGUGACUCCGGUGUCCUCUGUGCCUCCUGUGUGCUCUGUGCCACCUCUCCCGUGUCCUGUGUCCCCUGCAGCCCCGGGGCUCUCUGGUUUUUCGGGGCAGCAGGAGCCGCUUUCCCGUGUGAUGAUUUCUCGCUGUUGUGGGGAGAUAAGAGCCCGAGCCGCGCUGAGCAGCGCCUUGGAAUUCACUUAUCAGCGUUUCAGCAGCCGCUCCCAUCCCCGCGGCUGCCACCACCUGGCCCGGGGACACGGGGACACGGGGACAGGCACAGGGGUGCCAGACUGACCUGGCUGCAGAGGGCAGCGCUGGCUCGGCAGGGAAAGGGACCCUGCCUGGUGAGGGGGCGUGCAGGCAGAGGGCAGCCCGAGGGGCUCUGCCAUGGGGGGACAGGAGCAGGGGGACAGUGCCUGCCUCGUGUCCCCAGGCUGCCCCACGUGAUGGUGUCCUGCACGGGCACAGGGGGACAGUGCCUGUCCCGUGUCCCCAGGCUGCCCUGGGUGAUGGUGUCCUGCACGGGCACAGGGGGACAGUGCCUGUCCCAUGUCCCCAGGCUGCCCCAGGUGAUGGUGUCCUGCACGGGCACAGGGGGACAGUGCCUGUCCCGUGUCCCCAGGCUGCUCUGGGUGAUGGUGUCCUGCACGGGCACAGCUCCCUGAGCGUUCCUGGGCACACAGAAAGAACCAGGGUGAUUGCCACCAAGAUUUCCUAAUGCUGCCAAUUACCAGUGAGUGAGAUCUUCCCUUUCCCCCCCUCCAACAGAAUAUUAAUUCUUUAUUAAUUCAUGAUACAGCUGCUAAUUAGUACCUCCAGAAAUGGGCAUUACACCUUAGCAGAACACUCGGAGGUGUUUUGGGGACGGGGGUGUGCAGAGGGAGGGACAGAGGGUUGCGUUAAUCCUCUCCCCCCAACCCCGCCACAGCCAAGAAUUUCAACUUUCAGACAAACAACUUCAUUUACAAGUGUGUCUCUAAUUAGCUGCAGAAUUAGUAAAGCAGAGUUUUCCCCCCAUAGAUCGGCCAAAGCCCCGGGGGAGGCUCUGGAAUGGAGAGAAUCGCAUUUCCAAUUAUUUUGUUGAAUUGCUAAUUUAGUUAUUGUGCCUGGCGUAAUUGUGAUGGGUAUUGGGUGUGCAAUUCAAUUUGUUUUAAAUAUUUGUGGGAAGGCUGAUCAGUAAUGGAGCUGACCUAUUUCAUGGCCCAAAUUGAGAGAAGAGACUAAAACAAAAAACAGCCACAAA
Motacilla alba alba is the source of this 3658-nucleotide messenger RNA. It is a transcript of the gene AATF, whose product is annotated as apoptosis antagonizing transcription factor. The record is from RefSeq and is a predicted model, not a curated record. Lineage: Eukaryota; Metazoa; Chordata; Aves; Passeriformes; Motacillidae. Bases 32 to 1723 code for a protein of 563 amino acids. Gene Ontology annotation, biological process: regulation of transcription by RNA polymerase II. Gene Ontology annotation, cellular component: nucleolus; nucleus. The transcript has 13 exons.